AUGGAUGAGGAGGUGGCGGAAAGUUGGGAGGAAGCGGCUGAUAACGGGGAAAUGGAAAAGCGGUUAGAGGAGAAGCUAAGAAUCAGCCAGAAAGAAAAAGAGUCAAGUAACCACCAUUGUUCCUCACGCUCGCCACUGAGGAUGGCCAUGGUCAUCCAGGACGAUUCUCUACCGGCAGCACCUCCGCCUCAGAUUCGCAUCUUGAAGCGGCCCACCAACAACGGCUCACUUGGGUCGCCCCUGAACCAGAAUAGGCCCACACCCCAGGUCAAAUCACUGGCGCAGCGCGAGGCGGAGUACGCCGAGGCCCGCAAGAGAAUUUUGGGGAGCGCCUGUCCGGAGGAGACGGGCCAGGAUAAGAACAACGCUGACAGAGCCCCUCGCACCAACUCUACGUUGCCUUCAGAGGACACCAGAUCUACCAAUCACACGGUCCGACAGCCAACCAGUCCGGACGGUACCCAAGGGUUCCGACAGCACAGAUAA
Messenger RNA from Nerophis lumbriciformis (worm pipefish), 486 nucleotides. NCBI's taxonomy places the organism in Eukaryota, Metazoa, Chordata, Actinopteri, Syngnathiformes, Syngnathidae. The record is from RefSeq and is a predicted model, not a curated record.